AUGGUUCUAGAAACUCUGGCUCCGCUUUUAUUGGCCUUUGGCUUGCCUCUUAACGAAGGAGCUCCUGCACCACCUCCACCUGAGGAACACGUUCCUUCGCCGAAAAUUGCUGCUCUUGUUGAAGAGAUAGCCAAUUUGAGUCUAAUUGAUGUGGCAGAUCUCAACCGAGCGCUGAAAAAGCGCCUCAAUAUCGCUGACCAGCCCAUGAUGCCAGCAGGAAUGAUGAUGGCUGCUCAGGCACCAGCAGCAUCUGCAGCCGCUCCAGCGGAACCUGAUGUACCGCAGAAAAUGACGUUUAGUGUGAAGUUAACCAAAUUUGAUGACGCCAAGAAGAUCGCACUCAUCAAGGAGAUUCGCUCCCUCGUUCCUGGUCUCAAUCUCGUACAAGCGAAGAAGUUUGUGGAAACAGCGCCCGUGGUGGUGAAGGAUGAUAUGGGAAAAGCGGAGGCGGAGGAAAUGAAAGCUGCACUUGAAAAGGCAGGCGGCACUGUAGAGAUUGUCUAA
Messenger RNA from Haemonchus placei, 504 nucleotides. Lineage: Eukaryota; Metazoa; Nematoda; Chromadorea; Rhabditida; Trichostrongylidae. The record is from the annotation of a GenBank genome assembly.